Eremomyces bilateralis CBS 781.70 is the source of this 1167-nucleotide messenger RNA. Its product is annotated as actin-like protein 2. Bases 1 to 1167 code for a protein of 388 amino acids. Lineage: Eukaryota; Fungi; Ascomycota; Dothideomycetes; Eremomycetales; Eremomycetaceae. The record is from RefSeq and is a predicted model, not a curated record. Gene Ontology annotation, biological process: Arp2/3 complex-mediated actin nucleation. Gene Ontology annotation, molecular function: actin filament binding. The transcript has 6 exons. Gene Ontology annotation, cellular component: Arp2/3 protein complex; actin cortical patch.
AUGUCGGACCUCCCAAUCGUCCUCGACGGUGGGACGGGCUUCUUGAAAGCUGGAUAUGCAGGCCAGAACUUCCCAGAUCAUCAGUACCCAUCAAUAAUCGGCCGUCCGAUCCUCCGAUCCGAAGAGCGAGAUGGCGACAUCGUCGUCAAGGACAUCAUGUGCGGCGACGAAGCCGCCACGGCGCGAUCGAUGCUCCAAAUCACAUAUCCAAUGGAGAACGGCAUCGUCAAGCGGUGGGAUGACAUGCAGCAUCUCUGGGACUACACCUUCUACGAGAAGAUGCGUAUCGACCCGACGGGCCGCAAGAUCCUCCUGACCGAACCGCCCAUGAACCCGCUACGGAACCGCGAGCAGAUGUGCGAAGUCAUGUUCGAGCGCUACAACUUCGGUGGCGUGUACGUCGCCAUCCAAGCGGUCCUGGCGCUGUACGCGCAAGGCCUGUCCAGCGGCGUCGUGGUCGACUCGGGCGAUGGCGUCACGCACGUCAUUCCGGUCUACGAGAGCACGGUGCUCAAUCACCUCACGCGGCGGCUGGACGUGGCGGGGCGCGACGUGACGAAGAACCUGAUCGCGCUGCUGCUGCGGCGCGGAUACGCGCUGAACCGCACGGCCGACUUCGAGACGGUGCGGCAGAUCAAGGAGAAGCUGUGCUACGUCUCGUACGAUCUGGAGCUGGAUCAGAGGCUCUCCGAGGACACGACGGUGCUCGUCGAGUCGUACACGCUCCCCGAUGGACGGGUCAUUAGGGUGGGGUCGGAGCGGUUCGAGGCGCCGGAAUGCUUGUUCCAGCCUCAUCUGGUGGACGUGGAGCAGCCGGGGAUCGCCGAAUUGUUAUUCAACACCAUCCAGGCGGCCGACGUCGACGUGCGAAGCAGUCUCUACAAAGCCGUGGUCCUGUCGGGUGGCAGCAGCAUGUAUCCGGGACUUCCUAGCCGGUUGGAGAAGGAACUCCGGCAACUUUGGUUGACUAAGGUGCUGGGUGGAAACCCGGAGCGGUUGAAUAAAUUUAAGGUCCGUAUCGAAGACCCGCCACGGAGGAGGCACAUGGUAUUCUUGGGAGGCGCAGUGCUCGCAAACAUCAUGGCGGAUAAGGAGAACAUGUGGAUCUCGAAACAGGAAUGGGACGAGCAAGGAUCCCGCGCCUUAGAGAAGCUGGGACCACGAUGA